AUGGCUUUUUCUUAUUCUUCUUCCCUUUCAAUCCCGUCUACAAUGGCACAAGAAUCAAAUUCGGCCGAUCAUUCGGUCAGUCCUCUUGAGGAUGCUUCCUCUCCUUUCUUCCUUCAUCACUUUGAGAACCACAACUCUAUUGUUAUAACGCCUGAGUUGGUGCCAAACAAUUUUCCAUCCUGGCGAAGAUCUUUCCAACUCACUGUUCCCAUAAGAAACAAGCAAGGAUAUCUAGAUAGUACUGUUCCUAAACCUUCACCAGUUGAUCCUCUGUACUUGAGAUCGACAAGAUGCAACAAUCUGAUUGUUGCGUGGCUUCUUCGAUCAAUUUCCCCCUCAAUAGCCUCAACUAAUUUUUAUCUGGAGGAUGCAAAACAAAUUUGGGACAAGUUGCAUAGAAGGUUUUCAAAGCCAGAUGACUCACAAAUUUGUCACCUGUAA
This is a messenger RNA of Manihot esculenta (cassava), 441 nucleotides long. RefSeq lists its product as uncharacterized. The record is from RefSeq and is a predicted model, not a curated record. Lineage: Eukaryota; Viridiplantae; Streptophyta; Magnoliopsida; Malpighiales; Euphorbiaceae. The transcript has a single exon. Bases 1 to 441 code for a protein of 146 amino acids.